UAAAAAUAGAACAAUUAAAACGGUUCACUAAUAAGUAAUUGGCCAUUAUUGACCUCCUAGUUAUUCCCUGAAAGAUGUGCCGUACGUCACGUGAUCAGGGAAGCCAAGCUUCAACAUAUAAAGAUAAUUCCAAAACUCUCCAUCCAGAUAAAUAUGGACAUAUAUGGAUACCGCAAGGGUAUGAUAUAUUAUUUGACAAAAAUGGCAACAAACAGCAGGUCCAACUGUGAAUCGUGACCGCAUGGUUGUUUCACACAAGCUAUGGAGAGCUGAUCAAUGAAAUACUGGCGGUCGCGAGCAAAUCUUUCGAGCGCGCGGUUUUAAAGAUGCUUGUCAAGACAUCAGGAAACCGAAAACAAAAUUUGCAUUAAUACGUUGAAUAUUUCUUCAACUACGAGUAACCCUGACUUUCUUGUAUGAUUUAAAUUGGCAAAAACUCCUAAAGGUAAACUUACGUACUGCACGUUCGGCCAUGGCAAAAAACGGAAACGACAGGACAACGCCGUUGAGAGCAACAAUUAUUAUUAGCACUUCGUUGCAGAACCACGAUGCUGCGCGAAUGUUACAAGCACAACAACAUCGGAUUCGAUACUCAGACUUUGUCGAAUCCGGAACCUUCAUUUUCCCCCAGUCAGGUAUAGCAUUUAUGCUUGUUGCUGCACAAGAAUUCCCUGAGAAUCCAGAGGAAGCAGGUCUCUUUGAAAGGAUUAAGACGUUUCUACAGAUUCACAGAAAUAGCUUUAUUCUGUUGCUAGCCUCACUCCAUAGGAAGAAAGAGUGGGAGAUACUUUCCACAGUUCAGCAAAGGUUUUUUGGCGGCAACCUCCGGAUCCUUCCAGUGCAUAAUAUUGCUGAGAUGGUAAAGGGCAUGCUUACCAUUGCCAAGGCUACCAGCAAGCCCCAUGUGGUGACCGUGCGGGAUCGGAUGUCCUUGGCGCGGGCCCACGUCAUCGAGCGCAGCCCUGUGUGGGAGAUGCUGCGAGAUAUACGGUGCAGUGGGAGGUUCGAGCUCCCUGGCGAGAGGCCAGCAGAGAGGCUUCAGGCCUUCUUAAACGCCAACGCCUGCCCGACUGCGGGAGCCACUUGGGGUAAGCGCUUCAAUGGAUCCACACCUCCUGCGCCAGAGCAGCUAUCGCCACAGGCCACUUGCCCCGUGUCCCUUUUGUAAAUCGCCAUUUUGAUGGCAGUUAACCUGUGUCUGGUUGUUCUCGAUCAAUACUUACAGAGCAGGGGCCUUAAUUGACACGGAUAACCACCUCCUGCUUCCCAGGGAUGUAGGCAGGGAGAGACACCUUCUGUCUGGCACUGAUCAAUAUCGGCUGUGUUUCGGGCCGGGGCUCUGAGGUGCUGCUGAUGGAGCUUCCAACUGGUGUAGGCCUGGGUUUCCCCCAGCAAUGAAGAGCUGGGGAUGUUGCAUGCGAGCUGCCUGUCAAAGUGAUUUCAUCAGCCGUCUCUUACAAGCUCUCGCCGCUGUAGCUGUGACACGAACGCAGGGGGGUGGGGGUGGCACACUGUGUUUUGGGUUCCGGUGUCUUGUUUGAAGUGAUGCAGCCUUUUAGCCAUUUCUUUUAUCUGCUGAAGUGCUUGCUUGAGUGCUCAAAUUCCUGUUUCACCUGCCAAAGAUGUCUCCCCUCAAGCCCAUGUCACCUCAAGCCCAUGGAAUAUCUUUACUCUCAUGUAAGCCUGACAGUGUUUAUUUUAACUUCUAAUGAAUGCCAAUAUUUUCUUGGUAUAGGGAUUUACUGAAGAACUAAAAUAGAAUCAAUUGUAAUUGCAUGUUGGUAGAGAUAUGUUUAAACUGAAUCCUUAAUCUGUGAUGUAUAUUUUGUGCACAAAUAUGCAAUAAUAGAGGAAAUCCAAAUAGGCAUUCAACACACAGCUGUUUCUGUAAAAUGGUAAAACAUACAGUAUAUGCAUGUAAAUACCAUGAAACUGUACUUUUAUCUCACAUUCAUCUUUUGAUCUAAAUCCAAAUACCUGAUUUACAUAGCAAAAAUAACUUAUUUUUCCAUACUUUUGGAGGGCUCUGUAUGUAACAUAAAUAGUAACAGUUUGCUAUCAAGCAGGGAUAUAAUAUGUUAUAGACUUUUGUCUUAUAGUUUGUCACAGGAAUGAUUUACAUGACAUUAUGACGGCUGUUAUAAGCAUAAUAUGUGUUUCUUUACAUUUACAAAUAUUUUGUGUCACAUGUUUUAUUACAUAAUUUAAUUUGGUAACCAAGAAAUAUUUUUUCACAAUGCCUAUCGCAGUCACCAGGCUUGAAUAAAAUUAAUAUGAAAGUUUUAUCAUGUAGGAUCAGGGAUGGAAAUAUAUUUAGUUUUAAAUGUUUUUUUAAUCAUGUUAGACAUUACAUUCAGUAGGAAGACUGCAUCAUAACACAUUGCAUAACAGUAUGUCAGUAUGUCAGAAUGUCUGCCUCAUGCUUAUCCUAAGUAACAGACAAUGCUUUUGCAAUACAUCUUCACUGUUAAGCAACAACCAUACAAUGUUACAUUGUGAUAAUGUACUUUGUUAUCUGUGAUGCAAGCUGGGAUGCAACUAUGUGGCUGGAACCUGGUCUUCCCAUUAUCAUGAAUGUUUUAAACCCAGCCAGCAGUUUGAAAGGGCUACAUUGAAUAACCACAAAAGAUAUCAACCCAGAGUGACUUCCUCCCAUCACUGUCUUAAAGAGGAAGAACACCCUUUUUCCUUGUUUGCCCGAUGAAGUACACCAAUGCAAUACCAAUAUAGGUGGUGUGAUUCUGGUAUUAAAAAUCAUAUCCAUGUGUUGCAUGAUGAAAUAUAGUGUUAUGUAGGGGUAGGGAUUUAUAUAUAAUAUAGGGGUUUUUUUAUACUUAUAUAAAAAGAACCAGUCUUCACAGCAGGGGUGUCAAACUGAUUCCCAAGGAUGUGGCAGUGUCUGUGGGUUCUUGUGGUUUUCUUUCAAACAACUGCCAAUUAAGGCCAUGAGAACAAGGUUUGUGGCUUCUAGGGAGAUGCCACUAUUUGUAUAUGUCUCUGUACUUGUUCAACCAACAAAAUUAUUUGUAUUCAUAAAAACCAGAAGUGGGCGUAGUGUAAAACCAGAAAUUGGUGGAAGCUGUAUACAAUGCCAAAAAAAAACAAUUCUCUCAGGGAUGACUAAUUUGUUAUCAAUCCUUUGUUCUUAAAAAAUACUUUGUUCUUAAAAGCACCCCUGAGAGGACCAAAUACAAUAACCACAAUAGCAACCACAACAGCUGAAUUAACGCUCUUCCCAUAAUCUCUCAUUGUGAACUGAAAUCUGGUAAACUGUUAAGGCCCAUCAGGCAACGCACAUUUCAGUGGCUUUCAGGAUUUUGUGAAUCUCAUUUCAGGGUUUUUUUUUUUGUUUUUUUUUUUACCUGCACCCCACAGGCCCAGUCGGGUCAGGGGUGGACCUCUGGGGUGAGCGAUGCACUUUCAGGAAUGGAACCCCCCCCACCCCCCGCCCCAAACCCCGCAGGGUCCAGCGGGUUUUGGCUCACACCACAGCGCUUUGAUCCUACUGCAGUCUGACACAUGGCCAUACUGUGGCCGUCCCAGCUGCGCGAGCGGCCAUUAGCACAGGCUUCAGCGAGCGCAACAUCUCUUUCUCUCAGCCCCCGCGAUGCCCCCGCGCAGCUCAAAUCAUUCAUUAAAUCAGAACACAAAAAGUAACUUUACUUGAAUGCCUCGGCAUGAAUUUUUUAUCAUUGCCGCAAAUAAAUCUUUUGUCAUUUCGCCCCCCCCCCCCUCUCCUCUCCGUCCAAUUUGGAUACGGCUGCACGCUCGGCUGGAUAAUUGGUGAAAUAGAUCUUAUGAAUUUUUCAGAAAGAUUCAUAGCUGCUAUAUAGCUGCUAUCAGGCCGGAGCCUAAGUGGGAGACUGUAUCACAGCUCAUCAUUGUCGUGCUUUCUCAAAAUCGCGCCAUUUACAGAGACAAGAUUUUAGAUUUGGGAAAAGGAUGUUGGAGGUCGGUGCAGUAUUAAACAGGUCAUUCUGAUUACAGACCUGAUGCCUGAUUCACAUUUAUGAUAAAACCAAAAUUGGGUCCUGAACUCUGACACCAUUUCAUUUUAUAGCCCUGUUAGUGUUUCGGUAUUUCUUGCUGAUAAUACAUUGAUGAGGGUAUAGAUGUUAUUAGCAACAGCAGAUGUAUGAUUAACAAGUCCAGGCACUCUUACAUAGAAGAUUUUAAAGGUUCACAUCCUGUCUCGUGAAUGUUUUAUGCAUUGCUUGUCAUAGCUCAUCAUUCUUGAAAGAAUCCUUUGUUAUUGGACCUUUUAACAAAGUAAAUCCUUUUAGCGCUGUAUUUAAGAUUCAUGAUCUUUACAAGGAAGGGGGAAUGUAGGCAAUCUGACGUAAAGAGAUGUUUUGACUGUUGACAGGGUAAAAGGAUUUUUUUCUCUCAGUGUUCUACAAUGUCGCUAUUUCUGUCUCACAUUCUCAAACGGAUCACAUCGCAAUUACAAACAGCGCAGGUAGACUGUAUGACAGUAUCGGGCAUAUAAUUUUAGGCUGUGUAUUUCUUAAAUGCGUGAGAUGCUCAUGUUCCUCAGCGGGCAGCUAGGGAGGCUGAGAGAGCCGUCCGGCAAGCCCUCUUUUCCAAGUGACGGCCCGCAUCCAAACAGCGAAGUGAUAUGCGAUGCUAAAUGAAGCGGGUAAACAUGUCUUUAAAUCAGCAGGCGGCCUCACACAGUCCCUCGUCCGUUAAGCUCGUGGGCUUUCAGCCGGGCGCGUGCUGCCUGUGCCCGUAUACCCUCGACGCGGGGCUAAUGGAAAGCUUUCAAGGCGUGCCUGAGGAGAACGCCGGCUUUCGUCUGGCCUCUCCGUGCAGGCUGGUGCCACCGGCUUGCGGUCACGUCCUCCGGGCGAAGCUCGCUUGCAAAUAGCUCCCCCCUCGUCUCCAAAACGCCAGUCAGUCCCUUUGGAGUGUUAGUGGAAGCGUGUGGGGCACCCGGGGACCUGCCAUGUUAAACAGGCCUGAAAACAACACGGGGCUCGGAACAAAAGCGCAUGGCGCGUGCGACAGUAAAGACGAACUGGCUGGGCUGAGUAAGGAUGUCCCCAAGGGGAUGCGGCUGGCGUGGGGCAGGGCAGUGAAGGGGUACAUAUUGGACCUAACAUGUCACGUCACUUUAGGAGGAAGUGUAGGAGAGUGUAUAUUGACUGCUGCUUGUGGUGAAGAAGAAGAAGGACAUUUUCUUAAAAAGAGCUGAACUGUUGAUACAAUCUAACCAAGUAUCUCAUUUAUUUCUGGUAUUUUCACUUACUUACCUUUAAGUUCUUGUAAUGGCUUCAAUACUCAUGUGCUUGUGGGCUUAUUUUGGGGGUAUGUUCAACAAUUAUUGUUCAAGCAGGAGUUUCAAGCAAGGUUUAACAUGGUACAAAUGAUUUAUGAAUCUGCUGUCUUUGCUCAAUCCUGCUCAAAUUUUCUGUUUCUUUUUUUUUCUCACACUUUUCCUUAUAUAUGGUUAAAUCAAGUUAGCAUCCAUACAUCCAAUAUGAUUUAAAAUGAGAUUCAUAUAUAUUGGUCUACUUUUGUGUUUCAAUUCCAGUUCACAAGGUAAAGGUUGAUGAAAUAAUAUACAUCAUUCACACUGCAGUGUGUGUUGCAAUCACAUUUAUUAAUAAUACAUGAAUUGAUGGCAUUCUGAUUUAAAUGGUAUUUAGUGAUUGUAUAUUUUGUGCUCUAAUAAAUUCAUGUACUGAAUGAGUAUCACAUAAAAUUGUCCAAUAUAUGUUUAAGGAGGUGUUCAGAGAAAUAUGGGAUUUUAUUCAACUGGAACAGGUGAGAUUAAUUUGGUUUGUCACACAAAUGUAUUAUUUACACUGUAGGUAGUCAGCUUGACAUGAGAUAUUGCUAGUUAUGAGUCGUUUGUUUUGUUCAUCUUUAUCAUAUAAAAAUCGUUAUUGUUGCGUCAGGUUUGAAGUGAAAGCUGGCCACUGCUCAUGAUUGGGGUGCAUGUGGCUUUCUCAGCUGGGUGAGUGGCAGACGGAUUCUGGAUAAACUCAGACAUGUGCUCCAUUGAACCAGUCGAGGAACAGGACUGAGGAAAUCUGCUGGCUGAGCUUUUCCUAUUGGUCCACCCACUGUGCAAACUCAUUAGCCAUGGAAGAUUUAUUACUGGCCCAGCAUAAACAUUUGUUUUCUUCUUCUUUGGUGUCUAGCCCCUGGGAUUCCCUGCUUUAGUGAUAACCUCAUUUCAACGAGAGCUGCAUUUUCCCACAUUAAAAUCAAAUAUUGCUGGUAUUUAGAUUCAGAACAUUGAAUAAACGAGACGUGGCAGUUCGAUGAAUUACAACAGGUUGGCAGCAAGCUCUGUUUUUGGUAACUGAUGUAAUGAAUCAGGCAAGGGCAGAUGACAUCUCCAACACUUAUGUGGAGGGUGCACCUUGAAUCUGAUUAUAUCAACAGAAUUAUCAUUGUAAUGUAUUUCUUGGUACUAUAUUACAUACGUGUUUACAGGGUAUUAUAAACUGUAUGUUGUUUUUUUAACCAAGGUCAAUUAUUUAGAUGCCCUGUCUCUGUCAUCUCUUGGCCAUUUUCCUGUACAGAAGAACAUUCAGUCCCCCGUUUCAAUGCUCAGAAAGCUGCUAACCCUUGUCUAUUCACUGAGAUUGCAAACCAGGUCUUUCACAGAUGACAACUGCUGCAAGGAGACAAUAAGCCUCUGUGUUCGUGGCCAUGACAGAUGAACAGCCAGUAACAAGGGAGGUCAGAGACAACAAACAGGAAGCUCUCAGUCGCAAGAACCAACGGAAGCAUGGCUGCCAGUGGAAAGCCUGUUUGCCGUGCGGCAGACCAUGUCCUUUCAAGUCUGCCAUGGCGCUGUUUGGACGGCGGCAGGUGGCAGGUGUGGCUCCUGAAUUUAUGGAGCAGCGGCUCCUGCGUCAUGCAGGUUUCCAUGCCUCCUCUGCCCAUGGCAAUGAAGACUCUCUCUUAUCUGCGGCCGGAUGAUUACAAGUUACCCUGCACUGGGCAAAGCCUGGACGUCUGCACAGGCUGCUUUCAUCAAAGCUCCAGUGCUAUCUUCAAUGAUCUGAACAAAUGUUACUCAAAGCUCAUAGUAUCUUUAUGUGAGACUUAACUUUACUCAGGUAUUCUGUGAGAAAACAUAGUUCACUGCUGAAUUCCUCCAAAUAAUGUUGUCAUUAUUAUUGAGAUUCCAGCCAUUUUUUGUCUUUCACUGUUAUAAGGACAAUGACUGCACAGGAUGAGCCUUCCAAUGUGUACAUAUAAAUGUAAUAUCUUGUGUGCCCACUCAUAGCAUU
Molecule: messenger RNA, 7253 nt
Organism: Anguilla anguilla (European eel)
Lineage: Eukaryota; Metazoa; Chordata; Actinopteri; Anguilliformes; Anguillidae
Exons: 6
Coding region: 473-1168 (231 amino acids)
Biological process (GO): synaptonemal complex assembly; reciprocal meiotic recombination
Cellular component (GO): chromosome
Source: RefSeq, a predicted model, not a curated record